Messenger RNA from Microstroma glucosiphilum, 1889 nucleotides. RefSeq names its product phosphoglycerate mutase-like protein. The record is from RefSeq and is a predicted model, not a curated record. Bases 14 to 1564 code for a protein of 516 amino acids. Gene Ontology annotation, cellular component: fungal-type cell wall. NCBI's taxonomy places the organism in Eukaryota, Fungi, Basidiomycota, Exobasidiomycetes, Microstromatales, Microstromataceae. The transcript has 2 exons. Gene Ontology annotation, molecular function: acid phosphatase activity.
GGCUCACUUUCUGAUGCGUUUCUCCACCCUCGGGGCUGGCUCUGUCCUCCUCUCCUCCCUUUGCGCCACAAGCCAUGCCUACCGUCUUCCACAGAUCCCCUUCUCUCCCAGCGAUGACUCCCUAGGCACCUCGCCGCAUCCUCCUCCGGGAGAUUGGAAUCCGCUAGAGCACAUGUCCGGCAUUGCACCCUAUCACGAUGCUCCAGGAGCAGACAUCACACCACCAGAUGGAUGCGAAGUGACUUCAGUAGCAUUCCUGGUCCGACACAGCUGCAUCUACGCCAAUGACGACGAGUGGGCUGACUUCAUGGAGCCCUUUGUCAACCGACUAGAGAAAUAUCAGCAGGAAGGUGGAAGCUUCCAAGGAGCUGGACCUCUGGCUUUUCUAGAGAAUUGGGAAAGUCCCAUCAACGAGGGUAACCUGGAAGCCCUGACUGGGCCGGGUGCAGAUGAUGCCUUUGCCUUUGGAAAGAGGCUGAGGAAGCUCUACCCUCAUCUCUUCCCCCCAAAGGACCUCGGCAAGGGGUCCAGCAAAGGCAAGAAGGGUAGGACGGACAAGGUCAAAGAGCCCUUUCGCAUCUGGACUGCCAAUUCAAACCGAGAUGUCGGUACGGCCAAGGCUUUCAUCAAGGGUGCCUUCCCAAAGAGACAUGAGGGAGACGACGGCGAGGGUGACGGCAAAUACCUGUCUCUGAUUAAGGUCAACAACAAGGAGGCUUCCUGGUCCAGCUCUCUCACCCCACACAAGGUGUGCCCAGCCUUUACAAAGGAGCCCGGUAAGCCUGAUGCACAGGAGUGGCUGGAACACUUUGGCGUGGCCCCGCUGGAGCGUCUCAAGAAGCUCAUGCCCAACUUCGAGUGGGCCUUGAGGGACGUCAUUGCUCUCAUGAUGCUUUGUGGAUACGAGAGUGUGAUCAAAGGUGUGGGCAAGACUGAGUUCUGCAAGCAGGGUCUCUUUACUGCAGAGGAGUACUCGGACUUUGGAUACUGGAACGAUCUCAUCUACCAUAAGAUGACGGGGUAUGCCGCACCUGUCGCUCCCUACCUGGGUAUUCCUUGGGUGAACACCUCCUUGCACAACCUCCUCGAAGCUCCAGAGCAUCGUCACCACCGCGAUGGUCGUCCUCACCUUGGACUUCUCAAAGAAGGCGAUGGACUCCCUGACCCCGAUCGCCCACCCAAUGCCACGCACUCGCAGAGCCUCUUCGUCUUCUUUACACACAGGGAGGAGCCGCCUGUUGCGCUCGUUGCUCUGGGCAUCUGGAACCAGACGACUGUGGGUCCUCUGCCUACCGACCAUCGACCGGACAAUCGAGUCUGGAAAACAAGCCACGUCCUCCCCUUUCUCGGGCACGUCGCCAUCGAGAAGCUCACCUGCGGUUCUCACAAGCACCCAAAAGACUAUGCCCGUAUCCUCGUCAAUGGUGCCGCUCAACCACUCCCGCGUGAGGACCUGGCAGAUGGACCGGGAAAAUCGUGCAGGAUGGAGAGAUUCACAGAGUAUGUCAGGGAGAGGAUGGAGAUGUUUGGUGAUUUUGAGGGGGCGUGUAAAAAGGCCGAGUAGACGGAGAGGAGAAAGAGGGGGCGUGUGUGACUGUGACUCUAGAAAGCUAGAAGGCUAGAAGAUGAAAAAUUGGAUCGGUUCCGGUUCGCACGUAGGAAAUGACUGCAUUUCGUUGUACACUCUCAAGAUCAUAGACUCAAUGGCCAUCACGUUGUCUUUAUCAUGAAAACAGACUCGUAUGAAGCGGGAAUCGAUUGUUCAUCCAGCGAGGCUAUACUGAGGUGAAGAAAAGGAAAGGGGCUCUCCCUUUGGUCAGGAGCUCACACCCUGCCUGAUCUUGGUACACCAUGGCUCUGGAGAGCAUUUAAAAAGAGCUGCUCUCCCU